This is a messenger RNA of Cavia porcellus (domestic guinea pig), 6235 nucleotides long. RefSeq names its product nectin cell adhesion molecule 4 (gene Nectin4). NCBI's taxonomy places the organism in Eukaryota, Metazoa, Chordata, Mammalia, Rodentia, Caviidae. The transcript is spliced from 8 exons. Gene Ontology annotation, cellular component: adherens junction. The record is from RefSeq and is a predicted model, not a curated record. The coding region runs from base 3122 to 4579 and encodes 485 amino acids. Gene Ontology annotation, biological process: symbiont entry into host cell; heterophilic cell-cell adhesion; homophilic cell-cell adhesion.
AUGAGGGAAUGGAGAGUCAGUGUGGAAGAGAAACUCACAAGGCACUGAUUUUGAAAAUCUUAGGGAGGCAUUUUCUCCCAGCCCCUGUCCUGGAACAGGACUUCCCCAAGCUUUAUCCCAGAAGUGGGUAAGAAAGGCCUAAGUAUGAGGCAUAAUCCCCAGGAGUGUGGCCCUUGUGAGACUUGGUUCAGGUUUGCGGGUAUAAGGGGAUAGAGGGACAGGGACAUAUGUCUGAGAAGAGGAGAGAGGGCUCACUCAAGGCCUGGGUGGUAGCCAGACUCCCGUGUCCUGCUUAGCCUUGAUUUCACAGCUGCCUCUGGUGUUUACCGAUGAGGACCUGGGUAUGGGUCUCACCCUAACUCUCCCUGUGGGAAGUUCUUCCUUCAGUGCACUAUAUGGCUGGGGUUGGGGUGAGUGACAGAGGGGUCCCUCUGCGGGCUCAGAGAUGUCCAGACUGGUGGCACUUUGGAAGAAGGGACACACUGAAUGGAAAGGCUGCAGGAGACCGUGUAGCCAGCUUGUGAUCUAACUGCUUUCCCAGCCCCAUGCCUCAGUUUCUCCUAUAGUUUCCUGUACCUGGAGGGGGGAAUCCGUGGGAAGGAAAAGAGCUCCUCUGAAAGCAGGUGAUAGGAUCCAAGGUGUGAUAAUUAUAAUUAUACUGCAGGAUGCUCAUCCUCCCCUUCCUCCCGGCCCUACCCUACCCCGAUGCACUGGAUCUCAAAGCAGCAUCGGGGUGGGGUUGUCCCCCUGGCAUAGGUGGAGACCAGAGUUCUGAAGAGGGGAAGGGGUUUGCCAAGGUGGAGGUGGAGAGAAACUGGGGAGUACUGGCUUUCAGCCUGCAGAAAACAGUCCUCAAAGAAGAGAGGACUGCAGGACUUCCACUGCAGAGAGUUGUGACCUAAAGCCAGAGAUGGUGUCACAGCCCAGAGGCAGGGUUGACAUCCAGAUCUCAACCCAGUUUGAGAUAGUAACUCAUGUUCCUUCACCACCUUCUCCAUACUACUGGUCAUUUAUUCAGCAAUGCAGUCGAUUGACAAAAGUGCACUCAGUGCCCAUUAGGUGCUACAAACUACCCAAGCAUCCACGCCUGAGAUGUGAUUGUAAAACAAGCCUGACUUUCCAGGAGUUCACAGACUGCAACUUUCCUCCUGGCCCUUAGUGUAACAUAUUUACAAAGCCCUGGCACUCAGCAGGCUUCAAUCAUUGUUCCUUGAAUUAAAGCUUACAAUUUAGUUAAGGAGAUAAGAUGUGCACAAAUUAUGAGUACAUAAGCUAUAAUAAAGGGACGAGCAAAGGCUGAGGGCGAAUAGAACAGAGAAAGAUUAAUUUGGGGGUGGGAGGAGCUGAGAAGGCUUCAUGAGAGAGAUGGUAUUUGAGGUCACUUUUGAGAUAUUAAUAAAAUUUGACAGGUAAGUGGCUGGAGGUGUAGAGUGGUAGAGUGCUUACAUGCAAUAAGGCCUUUGAUUCUCUCACCAUAAACAAAAAUGAUUUGACACAUAGGGUUGGUGGGGGAGUAGAAGAAAAUACUGUAAAUGAAAUGAUUCUGCCUUACUGACAGUGUGUGUGUGUAUAUUACUGUACUUGGGAUUGAAACCAGAGCCUUUGAGCUGAAUUAUAUUCCCAGCUCUCCCCCCGACACCACACCACCCUACCCUCCCUUUUUUUUUUAAAACCAGGAAUCAAACUUAGGGCCUUGUGCUUACCAGGCAGGUGCUGUGCUGCUCAUCUAAAUCCAGAGGGAAGACAAGCAUCUAUGUAUAGGGUGAAUUCCUUGCUUGGUCCCUGGCUUCUGCUCUACAGUGUAAGGGUGAGAUCAGACAGGAGCGAGCAUUUAGGUUCUUUUUUAGGAGUUUUUUUGGGUUUUUUUGUUUGUUUGUUUUUUGGUCUUUUUGGGACAGUGUCUUGCUAUGCAGUUCAGGCCGGUCUUGAGCUCACUUUGUCCAGGCUGGUCUCAGACUUGCAAGAAUCUUUAGUGCUGGGGAAAAAAAUCUUUAGUGCUGGGAUUAUAGGUGUGCACCACUACUGCUGGCUCUCUCAGGGGUCUUUUUUUUUUUUUUUUUUUUUAGGUAUGGGAAAUCAAACUUAUGACCUCAUACUUGCCAGGCAGGCACAUUGCCACUGAGCUAAAUCCCUGGUCCUCUCUUAGGGGUCUUUAAACUAGUUCCUUGCCUUAGGGACACAGCUGUCUGAGCAAACCAUGAUCUUAAGAUUUGCGUGUCCUCUGCUCAGGCAUGGUAGUGCAGGCCUAUAAUCCCAGCAUUUGGGGGGUGCUGAGGUAGAGUCACCGCGAGUUCAGUGCCAGCCUUGACUACAUAGUAAGUUCAAGGGCAGUCUGAACUGCAUAGUGAGACCCUGUCUCAAAACAAAACAAAAAUUGUGUGUCCUGUGGAAAAUCCCUUUCACUCUCAAGAUCCGUUUCCCCUCUGAAGAAUGCAAUAUAUGGGCCAGCAGGCAGGAGGAUCCUCCUUCGUUCUGGCCAAUGUUGAUCCCGUGGCUCCAAAGCUGAGUUCCUGCAGAAAUUCAGGGAACUCAGCAAGGUCUCCAGCCAAGCUUCACACAAGGGCCUUGCCCCUAUUUGUCCUGGCCAGGCCUGGUGCCUCCCUCUCUGAGACAGCGUGACCCUUCCUGCCCCCGCCCUUGCCGCUCCCUUCACAGCCCCUUCCACACACUCGCAGGUGAAGCCCAGAGCUGAGGAUGGGAUCCCACUGCCCCCACUCAGGUCCUUCCGCCUGCCCUCCCUCUCUGGCGCCCAUUAGCUAGCUCAGGCCGUGGGGGCGGUGGCUGCUGAGUCUCAGUGCCAGGCCCAGCCCCCAGAGACGCACCUGUUCUGACCUGCUGAGCAGGUUCCCAGGUUUCUGCCGUCGUUGUUGGCCACGGCGUGGGAAGCAGCUCUGGGGGAGCUCGGAGCUCCGAUCACGGCUUCUGGGGGUAGCCACGGCUGGGUGGGUAGAAUAGGGCUGGGUCCCCUAGCAGAGACCCAAGUGGGAUAGACAGAUACGUCAGCAUCCAGGCAAUCCACGGCCUCCUGUUUUCUGGGUCGUGCCUCAUCCAGCUCUAGAACCGGCUCCCAGGGAGAACUCGGUGGAACUUCAGAAACGCUGGGCAGGUUUCCUUCCAGCCAAUGGCCCUGUCCCUGGGAGCCGAGAUGUGGGGGCCUGAAGCCUGGCUGCUGUUGCUGCUGCUCCUGGCAUCAUUCACAGGCCGAUGCCGAGCAGGUGAGCUGGAGACCUCGGACUUGGUGACAGUGGUCCUAGGCCAGGAUGCAAACCUCCCCUGCAUCUACAGAGGGGACCCCGGCGAGCAGGUGGCCCAGGUGGCGUGGGCUCGGGUGGACGCCAACGAGGGAACCGGAGAGCUGGCGCUGCUGCACUCCAAGUAUGGGCUACACGUGAGCUCGGCCUACGAGGGCCGCGUGGAACAACCUCCACCCCCUCGGGACCCACUGGAUGGCUCCGUGCUCCUGCGCAACGCCGUGCAAGCGGACGAGGGCGAGUAUGAGUGUCGCGUGAGCACCUUUCCCGCCGGCAGCUUCCAGGCACGACUGCGGCUGCGCGUGCUGGUGCCUCCUCUGCCCUCACUGAACCCUGGCCCACCCCUGGAAGAGGGCCAGGGCUUGACAUUGGCAGCCUCCUGCACAGCUGAGGGCAGCCCGGCCCCUAGCGUGACCUGGGACACAGAGGUCAAAGGCACAACAUCCAACCGCGCCUUCAAGCAUUCGCGCUCGGCUGCUGUCACAUCAGAGUUCCAUCUGGUACCUAGUCGCAGCAUGAAUGGGCAGCCACUUACCUGUGUGGUAUCUCACCCUGGCCUGCUCCAGGACCAAAGGAUCACCCACACCCUUCAAGUGGCCUUCCUGGCUGAGGCCUCUGUGCGUGGCCUGGAGGAUCAAAAACUGUGGCACGUUGGCAGAGAGGGAGCUAUGCUCACGUGCCUGAGUGAGGGGCAGCCGCCUCCCUCAUACAACUGGACACGGCUGGAUGGGCCUCUGCCCACUGGGGCACGAGUGGAAGGGGGCAUGCUGGGCUUUCCUCCGCUGACCACUGAGCACAGCGGCAUCUAUGUCUGCCACGUCAGCAAUGAGCUUUCCUCCAGGGAUUUCCGAGUCACCGUGGAUGUUCUUGCAGACCCUGAGGACCCAGGGAAGCAGGUGGACCUGGUGUCGGCCUCGGUGGUGGUGGUGGGUGUGAUUGCUGCGCUCCUGUUUUGCCUCCUGGUGGUGGUGGUAGUGCUCAUGUCCAGAUACCACCGGCGCAAAGCCCAGCAGAUGACCCAGAAAUAUGAGGAGGAGCUGACUCUGACCAGGGAGAACUCCAUCCGCAGGCUGCAUUCCCAUCCAUCGGACACCAGGAAUCAGAGUGAAGAGCCUGAGGGGCGCAGUUACUCCACGCUGACCACAGUGAGGGAGAUCGAAACACAGACGGAACUGCUGUCUCCAGGAUCUGGGCGGGGGGAGGAAGAGGAAGACCAAGAUGAAGGCAUCAAACAGGCCAUGAACCAUUUUGUUCAAGAGAAUGGAACCCUACGAGCCAAGCCCACAGGCAAUGGCAUCUACAUCAAUGGGCGAGGGCACCUGGUCUGACCCUGGCCUGCCUCCUCCCCUAGCUCUUCUGCCUAUAUGGGGGAUUCCACUCAUCUUGGAGGGAGGCUCCUAAAAUGCCCAUAUUUUUGAGGAAGAUGUUCCCUACCCCACUGACUGCUUGACCUUUUCCUCCAACCCUCUGUUCAUCGGGAGGGCUCUGUCUGACAGUUGAGUCCCUCCCACCAUAAAUACAGGUCACUGUGUGUGUGUGUGUGUGUGUGUGUGUGUGUGUGUGUGUAUGUGUUCAUGUGCUUGAAUGCAUGCACAUUUUUGUUUGUGUGUUCACUGAUCAUGUGUGCAUGUAUAGAGUGACUUCCUUUUUUUUUUUUUGGUACUGGGACUCAAACUUGGGGCCUCACACUUGCCAGGCAGGCGCUGUGCUGCUGAGCUAUGUCCCCAGUCUAUGGAGUGACUUCCAUAGUACAUGUCCUGCUGCACUGGCUUGUCAUCACUUUUAGAGUGAAUGGUGGUGUGUGUCACUGGAUUCUGGUGAUUGUGGGGGAGAUGGCUGUCAGGGUUCAGUUUGUGUGUUGUGUGGCUGUAUGUGACCUCUGCCUGCAAAGGCAGGUAUUUCCUCGGACCCCAGAGCAGUAUUAGUGAUGCAGAGGUUGGAGGUGAGAGGUGGAGACUGUGGGCCACAUCCAGGUGUGCGGGCAUAGCUGGAGCUGGGAUUUGGCCUCCUAAGUGGGGGAGCCGGGUUCCUACCACUUGAGAGCCACUGGGGGAGUGUGAAGCCACCACCCAAGGGUCCGGCAGGGACUUGAACAGUUACAAAGAAGCCCUCUGCCCUCUGGUGGCCUGUAAGCCUGCUGCAUGUACAUACUUGGUGUAAAAAACCUUCCUGGGGAGCUUGAAAACUCUGACUCCCUAAGAGCAACAACUUGCAAAACGUUUUAUCUGCAUUGUUUGUUCCUUGGCUUACUUAAGCAAGGACAGCCUACAAAGGCACUCAGCAGGGCUGGACCUCGCUCAAACCCUUAUGCCAGCCCAUGGUUGACCCCUGUAGUACUGAGAGGUGCUCCUAAGGCAUCUUUAUCUUAGGCAGACCCCCUCCAGGGGCCUGACAGCUGUUGGGCCCUGGGACUGUGGGUGUGGUGAGCUCUCUGCUACUGAACCCCUCAACUCUUCCCGUAGCCUCAUUUCUCUCUCUCUCUGUUUCUCUUUCUCUCUGCCUCUCUCUUUGGUUGUAUCCACUGUUGCUUAUGGUCCCUGCAGGAGCUGCUGGGACUUGGUGACAAGUGCUCCUGGUUCAGUGGUGGUGUAGGGAAGAGAAAGCUGACUAUGCAGCACGGGAGGGGGGAGUUUGGAGGGGGAAGGAGAUGCUGGGUGUCACCUUGCCUUAGCAGGUUCUGGGUCCUUGAUUCAGUUUCUGGCAGUUUCUUUGGAUAGAGACAGGGCUUAGAUGUUUAUUUUUAUUUGGCCUACCCAAACACACUCAGCCAGAAUAUUGAGAUUUAAUACCCAAAUCCUGCAUGGCCUGAAAUCUGCUGGAUUUCUAGACUAACGCAGAGGCUCUUGUCUCCUGCUGUCUAGCCAGCCUGGGACUUUGAAUGGGAAACUCAAAGGUCUGAGAUCCUAGUAUGUACAUUGUGUGUAAAUAUGUGCAUAUUUGUAUAUAAAAUGAUAUUCUGUUUUUAAAUAAACAGAUAAAACCUG